CGGCCGCGCCGGGAGACGGCCCGCCGGGCGGGACACUCCCCCGGGACCCCCUAGUGCCUGGAGGGGGAGAGGGGACGAAGGGUGAGCCCUCGGCCUCAGUUCCAGGUGGACAAUACCGUGUUUCCACAGUUGUAUCCAUUACUCGGUGCUCAUCAGGGUAGCUUGGACUCCCGUGCGGUGUUCGUAGGAGGGAUGACAGGGGGUUCCUUGCCGCCUUCCUCUGCUUCAGGGACAUCGGAUUUCUCAGCACUCAGCAGCACGAUGACUGGUGGCUUUUCCACCCUUCCUUUAAGCACGACCACAGUUCUCUGCAGCGGCUGUCAGCACAGCCUGUUCUUAACCAGAGUCUGACAAAACUAAUGUCACUUCUUUACUGUCCUCUUACAUUCAGUCAGUGUUCAUAUUUCCUAGAUUGCUCAGAACUGCCCAGUGUCCACAUGUUGCCUUGGGUUGCUGUACAUCUAGAGUCCUUUUAUUUCCACAAGUAAUAAAAUAAAUAUCCUGUUAACCUGUUGAAAGCUUCACAUUUUAAAAAGAUUGAACAUAUAUUAAUUCUUCAGUAUUUCAGCGCGAUUCAAUAACAGUUUAUUUUCCUCAUGUGCAGAAUUAUGAUCAUAGCUAACACUGUUCAUAAUAGUUCUUUAACACCAUCUGACUCCCAGUUCAUCUUGAAGUGUCCUUGGUAAUCCUCCAGAUGCUUCCAGUUUAUCUGUGCAAAACAGAACCCAGCCGAAGUGUAGAGGGGCAUCUGAAGGACGGUUUUCUUGUAAGAAUCUUUGCGUGGAGGAAAGGCUUCCCUCCCCUAUUUCUUCAGGAUACUGGCUCGCUGAAGACCUGGGGCAUUUGCUGACGGCCUCUUCAGUUUCAGGUCUUGUUUCAAAUCGUGGGAACUCAGUUGUGGAUAUAUAAAUGAGGGGGGCAGCCAGAUGACGGUGUCCACCCUGCUUCACGUCCCCCCAGAUCGACAUUCUGGAUUGGAGUGGGGACCUCGAGGACUCUCUCUGUUUGGACUUCCUUGGACUCGUCCCUUAGCUUCGUGGCAGAUGUGACGGGGAGUUUGUUUUCCCUGUGACAGGCCACUUUGGCUCUCGACGUGAGUGCUCUCCUGGGGGACUCUGAGGCCCUGUCCUGCUUCACAGAGUCCCCACACUGAUCGAAGUCUCACCCAGCAUUCGGGGCCUGGAAGCUUCGAUUCCCAGCUGGAGAUUGAGGCUGAGCCUGCUGCGGGCCUUUUUAACAGGACAUUGGUUAAGAAUGGGCUGCUCUUCUGACGCCCCCUGCAACCUGCCUUCCUCCUCUCCCCUCACCCCUGCUGGCUGGGAGGCUAAUGGACAGGUGCUCCUCCCAAGCGCCCCCUCACCUUUCUUCUCUUUCCCCAGCUCUACCUCUACAACUUGACUCUUCUCUAGAAAGAGCACUCAGCUGACCAGGAAUAUGGCCCCAGGGCUCCUGAUGACCAGGGAUGAGGCAUUGAUGGCCUUCAGGGAUGUGGCUGUGGCCUUCACCCAGAAGGAGUGGAAGCUGCUGAGUCCUGCCCAGAGGACCCUGUAUCGGGAUGUGAUGCUGGAGAACUACAGCCACUUGGUGUCGCUGGGAAUUGCCGUUUCCAAACCCAAACUCAUCACCCAGCUGGAGCAAGGGGAUGAGCCCUGGAGAGAGGAGAGCGAAUGUCUUCUGGACCUUUGUCCAGCAGAACCGGGGACAGGAGUCCUGCCAUGUGGCUGUUCCUGCCGGGUGGCAUUUUCCAGGCGGCAGUUCCUUGAACAGUAUGUGCUGUGUGGUCACCUUCCUCAGAUCUUCCCACGCUCAGAUGCAGGAAGCUCCGUCCCAGUGGACACUCCAGGCUUCUCAAGUGAACAAGGUGACACCAGCGCUGGAGGCAGUGGCCAGGGGAUGUGUCCUGCGGAGACAGACCCUUUAGUGUCUGGAGCUGCCACGUGUGGGAAAUCCCGGCCGGGACGUGGUCCCAAACCCAGCCUCUUGAGCCUCCAGAAGCAGCACGUAUGCCCUGAGUGCGGCCGAGGCUUCGGCCAGCGGUCAGACCUGAGCAAGCACCGGAGGACACACUCGGGGGAGAAGCCGUUCGGCUGCGGGGAGUGCGGGCGGGGCUUCGGCCGCAGGGCCUCCCUCACCGUCCACCAGAGGACACACUCGGGGGAGAAGCCGUACCUGUGCCGGGAGUGCGGCCGCCGCUUCCGCUACACGUCCUCGCUCGCCAGCCACCGGAGGGUCCACUCCGGGGAGAGGCCCUUCGGGUGCCAGGAAUGCGGGCGGGGCUUCCGCCAGAAGAUGGCCCUCGUCCUGCACCAGCGGACACACCUGGAGGAGAAACCCUUCGUGUGUCCCGAGUGCGGGAGAGGCUUUUGCCAGAAGGCAUCCCUCCUGCAGCACCUCAGCUCACAUUCCAGCGAGAGACCCUUCCUGUGCCUCGAGUGUGGGCGGGGCUUCAGGCAGCAGGCGCUGCUCCUCAGCCACCAGGUCACACACUCGGGCGAGAAGCCUUACGUCUGUGCCGAGUGCGGGCAUGGCUUCCGCCAGAAGGUCACCCUCGUCAGACACCAGAGGACGCACACGGGGGAGAAGCCUUACCUGUGCCCUGAGUGUGGGCGGGGCUUCAGCCAGAAGGUCUCCCUCAUGGGACACCAGAGGACGCACACGGGGGAGAGGCCUUACCUGUGCCCUGAGUGUGGGCGGGGCUUCGGCCAGAAGGUCACCCUCGUCAGACACCAGAGGACGCACUCGGGAGAGAAGCCUUACCUGUGCCCUGAGUGCGGACGUACCUUUGGCUUCAAGUCGCUUCUCACCAGACACCAGAGGACACACGCGGGGGCGGCGGCUGACGUGAACAGAGCAGGUGAGCAAGGACUGGGCCCGGAGUCCCACUUCCCCUCCGACCGGAGGCCCCACUCCGGGGAGAAGCCGUGCGUGUGCGGGGAGUGCGGCCGGGGCUUCAGCCAGAAGUCCCACCUCCACAGACACCGGAGGACCAAGUCUGGCCACCGCCUCCCCCUCAAGAGCUGCUCUCCUGACCUUCCCGUUCCUCACGAGGGUGAAGAUGGCAGGAAGCGCCAGGAAACGUUCCGCUUUCCUCAAGUGCAGUAGAGGGGAAAAAUGUGUUCUUUCAAUGAUCAUAAUUAUGGUUUAUCUUCUGUGGGAGCAAUGUGCUUUGAUUUGCUAAAGCUGCCAUUCAAAAAAUACCACAAACUUGAUGGCUAAAGAACAGUUUUCACACAGUUUUUGGGACUAAAGUCCAGGAUCAAUGUGUACACUUUGGUUUCUACUGAAGCCUCUCCCCUCAGCUGCAUUCUGUGUCCUCAGGUGGCUUUUGUGUGUGCACUUUCCUGGUGUCGCCCCCUCUUCUAAGGACACCAGACUUACUGGGUUAGAGUCCCCAUUCUGUGACCAAAUGAGGUUGCCUUGGGGGUUCUGGCUUCAAAGUAUGAAUCUGGAACAAUUUGGUCCAUGACACGCCACCCUCCAGACCCCCAAAAUUCAUGUUCUCACCACAGAACAUUCUUCGUUCCAGCACUGACUCUGUCCAGACUCUCGGGUAAAUCCGGUGUGGGUGAGGCAGAGCUCCCCGCCAGCUGAGUCUGUGAGCCAGACAAGUCCCCUCAGAUGCAGAGUUCACAUUCCCUUUCCACAAGGGGAAAGAAGACAAAAUUGAUGGGUCCUGAGCACGUCUGUGAAGCAAAUUCUAUUAGGUUGUACAACUCGAGAAAACUCUGGUUGGAUGCUCUGUGCCGCCGCGGGAACGGCGGACCUGAUCCGAUUCCCCACGAGGGGCCGGCGGCUGGCCCUCCCUGUGUCCCAUCCGCAUGUCCUGAGGUGACCGGCUCAAAACUAACCUCCAUCAAAUGUUGAUGGUCCGGCAACAGCACUGGCAUCCUCUCCAGAGCAUGCUUUCUCAUUGCGCAAUAUAGAAGGGCUGAGAAUUCUCUAAAUCUUCAAGUUCUGGCUUCUUUUUGCUACACAGUUCCUUUGAUUCGCUUCCCUCAUCGCAUUUUUCUAUGAGAAGAAACAGUUUACACCUUUCAUCACUUUGCUAAGAAUCUGUCACUCCUGUUACCUAAGAUUUCUACCUCGCACCAAAGACUGGGACACAGCCCAGACACACACUUUGCUGCUAUACACAUAAAAUACACACAGAACGAAGACCGCCUUUCCUUUAGCUCCUGCUGACGUUCUAAUUCGUGUCUGAGGCCGGGGCAGAGGCACCUCAAACCUCUUCCACCCUCCACCCGCCACCCGGUUCCAAAUCCACCUCCGUAGUUUCUCGUAUUUACUCGACUAGCACACCGCGGUCAGUGCCAAAACUGCGUUCUUCUGUCACGGCUCGCCGUAACGACAGCAGAGACAGAAAGUCCGAGAUCACCCUGACCUACGGAAGCCUCACCUCCGGGCUGGCAGCCGGCGCAUUCUCCUCCCUGCACAUGUGCCAGAGAGCGAGUGGGCUCUGCGGUUUCCCGGUCUUGUAAGGAUGCCAGGCCCGGCAGAUCAGGGCCUCAUCCUCACAACAUCAUUGAACUUUCAUUACUUCCUUAGGUCCUGCCCCCAAACACUGUCACAUUAGGAAAAGGGCUUCAUCAAGGAUUUGGGGGGAAAAUUGAGUUCAUAAUGCUUUACUUUACUUUACUCCCCCCAAAUUCCUAUCUGGCCUUCAACCCCUGCCGUAAAGGAUCCUAACCUUUCUCUUCCCAGGAGUGUGAAGCCAGCAGGAAGCACUGGGCAGUGCUGCACUUUCCUGAAGCGGAAUGCAGGGGGCACGCUGGUCCUUUCAGUGGCUGAAGGGAGAGGGGAGCGGGACAGGGCUGUCUUCUAAGGCCUCUGCCGCCUCUACACCUGGAGGCCCAGCUCCCUUUCCGGCGGGCACCACAGGGACCCGGACACAUUAGCAGCUCAAUCUGUGAGGCUCUUCUCUCUCUCUGGGGCCAGAGCAUCCCUUCCAUCUAGAGACACCAAGCAGCCUGUUUCCGGGAAACUCCUUCCACACUCCAACACCAGCAGCGAAACGUGAGAGGAACAGCGGUACCAGAUAAGCCAAGCGGACCUAAAGAGCGCUGCAAGAGUUCUGGCGGCGACACUGUCACUGGGUCAAACAGGGCCCAAAAAAGUAGGCUGCCGUCCGGGAGCCAGCCCUCGCACAGGGGACUGCUUCGUCUCUGUUCAAAUGAGAGGUGUGAAGAGGACCCAGAGCUUAACAACCGCUAAAUGUACAGAAUGCAAUGAAAAGUUACCAAUCACUUCAAGAAGCAGGAAAUCCCAGCUUCAAUGAGAAAAGGCAGUCAACUGACACCAAUGCAGAGAUGAGCGGGACAGUGGAACUGACAGGGAUAUUAAAACCAGCAGUCACACGUUCUCUGGAAACAAAUGAAAAAAGUACAGUAUCAGCAACAACAAAAAACAAGUUACACCAAAGUUCAAGUGGAAAUUACUAAACUAGAAGAGAAAUUUAAAAACUAACUGGACGCAUGGGGGAAGAGUUGAUAUGGCAGAAAAUGGAACUGGGAGAAUUUGAGGGCAGAUCAGUUAAAUUUAGCAUAUCUGAACAAUGGAGAAAAAAAGACUGGAAAAAAAAAAAAAGCCAGAAUCUCUGGAACAAGAACAAAAAACAGAUCACAUUUGUGUCAUCAGAGUCCCAGAAAGUGAGAAAGAAGUAGAAUUGAGAAAAUAUUUGAAGAAAUAUUUUGAGGAAAUGCCCCGAAACAUCCCAUAUUUGCCAAGAGACAUAAAUAUACAGAUUCAAAAAGUGAACACCCAAUAAAAAUCCACACUAAAUAAAACUAAGAAAUCCACACUAAGACAUCAUAUUAAAAUUCUGAAAUCUAAAGGAAAAAAAAACUUGAAACCAACCCCAGGGAAAUUACUACCUACCUACAGGAGACAGCAAUUCAAAUGGUAGAUUUCUCAGGAAGUCAUGGAGGCCACAGGGAGGUGGCACAUUUUUCUUCAAGUGCUGAAAGAAGAUUGUUAACUGUGGAGUGAAGAUCUACCGAAACUGUCCCUCAAAAAUGAUGGCAGAGUUAAGCACAUUCCCAGUGAAAGAAAACUAAGACUUUGCUACUAGCAGCCCUGACCUUGAGAAAUGGCUAAGAGGAAAUUCUUCAAAUAGAGAAAAUGAUAAAAGAAAUACUAGAGCAUCAGGAAGGGAAAAAAAAUCAUGGAAAGAGCACAAUCUGACUAUAAAAUGGCCACCCUUCUACCCA
Molecule: messenger RNA, 6206 nt
Organism: Suricata suricatta (meerkat)
Lineage: Eukaryota; Metazoa; Chordata; Mammalia; Carnivora; Herpestidae
Gene: ZNF169
Product: zinc finger protein 169
Exons: 6
Coding region: 1435-3102 (555 amino acids)
Biological process (GO): regulation of transcription by RNA polymerase II
Molecular function (GO): RNA polymerase II cis-regulatory region sequence-specific DNA binding; DNA-binding transcription factor activity
Source: RefSeq, a predicted model, not a curated record